GCAGGUUUAUAAAAUUCGACACUCGCUGAACUUUGAACAAACGUCACGGAAGCUCUGGGUUUGUCGCUAAAUUUUCCUAUUUCACGAUGGCUAACCUAGUUCUAGAGACACUUCAACUACUUGCAACCUUAUUUCUACAUUAUGUAAUUGCGUUCGCACGCCUUUUUGUACCUGUUCCGCGAAAAUCUAUCCAAGAUGAAAUCGUCCUUAUCACGGGAGCUGGAAGCGGAAUUGGGAAAGGAAUGGCGAUUGAGUUCGCGAAAAUUGGGGCUAAAAUUGUCUGUGUGGAUAUCAACAAACAAGCGAAUGACCAGACAGUGGAGGUAAUUAAGAGUUUGAAUCAGAAAGCGUUCGGUUACAAGUGCGACUGUAGUAGUCGGGAAGAUAUCUACCGGGUUGCCGAUAUUGUGAAGAGAGAAGUUGGCGAAGUGACAAUCUUGGUAAAUAACGCAGGAAUCGUCAGCGGGAAAAAGUUUCUGGAUACCGAAGAUUGGAUGAUUCAGAAAACCAUGGAAGUCAACACGAUGGCCCACUUCUGGACUGUCAAGUCCUUCCUGCCAAGUAUGCUGGCCAAAAACCAUGGCCACGUGGUUAAUAUCGCAUCCUCAGCCGGUUUUUUUGGUGUCCCUGGAAUGUGUGAUUACUGUUCCUCUAAGUUUGGUGCUGUCGGCUUUGAUGAGUCCCUUAGAAUGGAGUUGUCCUCCUUAGGGAAAACUGGCGUGAAGACAACUGUUGUUUGCCCUUAUUACAUCAAUACUGGCAUGUUCGAUGGAGUGAAAACUAGGUUUCCAUUGUUGUUGCCAAUCCUCGACCCUGACUGGGUGGUGAAGGAGAUUGUGGAUGCUGUACUCAGGAACAAAGAAGUCCUCAUCCUGCCAAAGAUUCUUUCUUUCUUCCUUGUUAUAAAAUGGAUUAUUCCAAGCUCUUCGUAUGUACUUCUUGCUAAUUAUUUUGGCAUAAGCAACUCGAUGGAGAGUUUCCGCGGCCGUGCCAAGAAAGACUAGGUUGGAUUGGUCAGUACAUAACAAAGUUGCAAUAACUAAAGAAAAAUGUCAGAGGUCAGCCCUCUUAUAACCCAAAUGUACAAGGUUUGAAAGUCUUUCAAGUUCUAAUUGAAUAUAGAAAUGUUUAAAUAUAGAGUCAUUUUUUGAGUUCAGAGUUUAAUGCAGUUCCAAACAGGGUUCUCCUUUUUUUGGUAGCCUUGUAACAAAUAAUUUUACUACUGUUUCACUCCCUUAAAUAAAAAUGAAAUUGACAUAA
Molecule: messenger RNA, 1260 nt
Organism: Nematostella vectensis (starlet sea anemone)
Lineage: Eukaryota; Metazoa; Cnidaria; Anthozoa; Actiniaria; Edwardsiidae
Product: epidermal retinol dehydrogenase 2
Exons: 4
Coding region: 87-1004 (305 amino acids)
Molecular function (GO): oxidoreductase activity, acting on the CH-OH group of donors, NAD or NADP as acceptor
Source: RefSeq, a predicted model, not a curated record